This is a messenger RNA of Funneliformis caledonium, 245 nucleotides long. Lineage: Eukaryota; Fungi; Glomeromycota; Glomeromycetes; Glomerales; Glomeraceae. The record is from the annotation of a GenBank genome assembly.
UACAACAUCAGGAUCUGAUGAAUCCAACAUAAGACAAGAAGCAACUAAAACUAUAGAACCUUUAGAUGAACUGGUGUUGGCGACGAGUACUGAUAUUUCGAUUGCCAUUCAUCCAAACGAGACUUUACUACCAGAUACAAAUUAUGCCCCAACACCGUAUCCUACAUCCGAGAGCCUGGCAUUCCAUACCUGUGUGCCGUCUGUUUUGUUGAGAGCAAAUACUUCUCCCACCGUAGAACAGAUAA